Molecule: messenger RNA, 1465 nt
Organism: Ichthyophthirius multifiliis
Lineage: Eukaryota; Ciliophora; Oligohymenophorea; Hymenostomatida
Exons: 5
Biological process (GO): protein refolding
Cellular component (GO): cytosol; cytoplasm
Molecular function (GO): Hsp70 protein binding
Source: RefSeq, a predicted model, not a curated record
AUACAAAAAAUAAUAGUAUACAAACAAAAAUACAAAAAGCAUGUUUUUUAAAGAUUUUACAUUUUUUGAAGAAGGAAAUAUUAGUAAUAUUUCAUAAAAAUUAUUAUUUUGAUAAAAAAAAAAUUAAAAUAAAGAAAAAUCUAAGAAUUAAAAAUACUAGUAAAAAAAAAAGUUUAAAUAAAAUUAAAACAGGUCCAAAUCUAUAGAUAAUAAUAGCUUAUAUGAAAUAUUAGAAAUUUAAAAAAAUGCAACGUAAGCCCAAAUAAAAUAAGCAUUCAUAUAACAUGCAAAAACCCACCAUCCGGAUAAAGGAGGUGAUUCCGAAAAAGUAAAAAAAAAAAAAAAAAACGAAUAAUAAUAAAGAAAUCAAAUAUAUAAUGAAAAGUUUUAACAAUAUCAAUAAGCAUAUGAAAUAUUAUAAGACCCAUAAAAAAAAGAAAUAUACGAUAAAUAUGGAAUGGAAGGAUUAGAAAAUGAAAAAAACAAGCCUUAAGAUCUUUUUGAUAUUCUAACAGGAGGAAACACAAGAGGAAAACAAAGAAACAGAGGAAUUUAAAAAAUGCGAGGUGUUAAAAUGUAUCUAGAAGUAUCAUUAGAAGAAUCUUAUAUAGGAAAAGUAUUAAAAAUGCCUUUCGAAAGAUAAAAAAAUUGCCAUGUCUGCGAUGGAAAAGGAGGUUCUGAAAUAAAAUAAUGUUACACAUGUAAAGGAAGAGGAAUUCAGAUAAAAACUAUAAAUAUGGGGCCUAUUAUUUAAUAAUUUUAAUAAGACUGUUAAUCUUGUGGAGGAGAAGGGAAGAUUAUUAAUGAAAAAAAUAAAUGUCAAUCCUGUAAAGGAAAUAAAAUAUAUAAUUAAAAGGUUAUUUUAGACGUUCCUAUAAAUAAGGGAGCUUAUGAUGGUUAAGAAAUAAUUUUAUAUGGAGAAGGUGAUGAAGCACCUGGUUAUAUGGCAGGAGAUUUGCAUUUAACUGUUAAAAUGAAACACAAUAAUGUAUUUCAAAGAUAAGGGGCAGAUCUUAUCAUGAAAAAAAAAAUUAAUCUUGCCGAAUCUUUAACUGGAUUUUCUUUUGUAAUAAAAACUUUAGAUAAUAAUGAAGUUAUUAUUUCUAAUAAUAAAAGCGAAGUUAUAUAUGAUGAAAUGAAAAAAAUCGUUAAAGGCUUAGGAAUGCCUUAUUUUGGAGAUCAUAUGUCUUAUGGAAAUCUUAUUAUUAUUUUUUAAGUAGAAUUUCCGUAAAACGGUGCUUUAUCUACUUAUUAAUUAAAUAAAUUAUCUGAAAUCCUUCCAGGACCUACUAAUAAAUAGCCUAAUAUACCCAAAGAUGAUGUUCUAAUACUAGAAGAAUUCGAUCCUCACACCACUAAUCCUAAUGAAGAAGGAGGAAAAAAAGAAUAUGAAGAAGAAGAGGAAGAAGACGAAUAUUGUGAUUACGAUGAUUAGGAUAAUAGACCAUAAUGUGCUUAAUAAUGA